GCCAGCGGGCGCAGGCGGGACGAGCGGCCCGCGGCCGGACCCAGCCAGGGCACCACGCUGCCCGGCCCUGAGCCGGCAGGCACCUCUUGUUGGGGAUACUGGGGACGCCACAGGAAAGUCAAUCUUUGCCGUUUUUUCUAGAACCGCGUUGGAACUUCGAUUUUGAUUUUUGUGUGUGGGAUUUUUUGUUGUUGUUGUUUUUGCGUUUUCCUACUUUUGAAUGAACCGGUUUCUUGGCUGGAUGGUUCCAUUUCUUUCCUGGGUGUGAACUUUUCUCCGGUUGUGUCCUUUGACAACAGCGGGAGAGAGUGCGCCGGGCUUCGUGGCGAGUGGUGAAGUGGCGCGUGUGCGUGGCAGGGUGUGCGUGCUUGUGUAACUCGAGCCGUCCCGUCUGUUGAGAUCUGCGCUGCGGAGCGUUUCUCGCCAGGGCCCGCUCCACCUGCUGCGGUUCCGCGGUGAGUGUGGGUAAAUUGGCGCGUCCGGGCAGUUCACCCGGCCGGCGCUGGGGCGACGUUGAAGGAAGCUCGUCUCGCUACUGCCCAAGUCGGGGCUGACUCACCGGAGUCGAUGUAGACGGCGGCUGGCUUCCGAAGAGUGCGUGCCUGCGUGCGUCUGACUCCGCUGCAGCUCACCUCCCACCAAACCACAGGAUCAGCCACAAACUUAACCAACAUCCCCAAACCCGAGUUCUCAGAUGUGGAGAGCUGAACCCUGAGUGUCAUCGACUUGGAUUUUUUUUUUUUUUAAGAUCAGCUUUUUCUUUGAUAAAGCUUGAUUUUCUGAACUGAGCAUUUUGCCAGAAUGUAUUGAAAACAUGACAAGUCCUUCUCGCCCAGCCCUUCUUCAACUACUGAAGCCGAUUCUCAAAGCUACUUAGAGAGAGAAAAAAAAAAAAAACCUGCAGCGAACAUUAAUGGGUUUCUGUUGUGUUUAAAUUCUCUACAGAUUGUAUUGUAAAUAUUUUAUAAAGUAGAGCAUAUGUAUAUGUUUAUAUAUAUGUGCACAUACAUUAGAAGCAGGACCUUUUGGAAGUCUCAGCUCUCGCUUUUGAGGACCGAAGCCAGUUUUGCAUGAAUAAAAAGUGGCGCCGUAUUUGAAAACACUCGUAUAUUUUCUGUUGUGUUUGGACUUUAGACAAAACUCACCUGGGGGGAAAAAAAAAAGAAGAACUGACAGGCAAUUAACUACUGGAACUUCCAAAUCCUGUAUUUGCUGGUCCUUCUGCUCUUCGCAUAAACAGUUUAGGAAGUGUAUGGGGAUUUUUACCUCCGGGUACUUCUGUAACAGCCAAAGACUGAAACUUCAAACUCUCAAAGCAAGACUCAGAAGAUAGGGUCCCUUGGCACUUGACUUUGGAUUCUGGUCGCCCACUUUUUAAAGCACUAAGCGGUCGGUGCCCGGGUCUGAGCGGAGGCCGAUCGUCAGAACUAGAACUUUUUCCGCCUUCCUGGACUGUUCGUAACUUAGUCUCCCCCCUCUCCCCCAGCCACCUUGCAGCAAUAAAGGCCCCUGAACUUGUAUGUUGGUCUCCCGGGAGCUGCUUGCUGAAGAUCCGCGCCCCUGUCGCCGUCUGGUAGGAGCUGUUUGCAGGGUCCUAACUCAAUCGGCUUGUUGUGAUGCGUAUCCCCGUAGAUGCCAGCACGAGCCGCCGCUUCACGCCGCCUUCCACCGCGCUGAGCCCGGGCAAGAUGAGCGAGGCGCUGCCGCUGGGCGCCCCGGACGCCGGCGCCGCCCUAGCCGGCAAGCUGAGGAGCGGCGACCGCAGCAUGGUGGACGUGCUGGCCGACCACCCGGGCGAGCUGGUGCGCACCGACAGCCCCAACUUCCUCUGCUCCGUGCUGCCCACGCACUGGCGCUGCAACAAGACCCUGCCCAUCGCUUUCAAGGUGGUGGCUCUGGGGGACGUUCCGGAUGGCACUCUGGUGACCGUGAUGGCAGGCAAUGAUGAAAACUACUCAGCUGAACUGAGAAAUGCAACUGCGGCCAUGAAAAACCAAGUUGCGAGAUUCAAUGACCUCAGGUUUGUCGGUCGGAGUGGAAGAGGGAAAAGCUUCACUCUGACCAUCACCGUCUUCACAAACCCACCACAAGUCGCCACCUACCACAGAGCCAUCAAAAUCACAGUGGAUGGACCCCGAGAACCUCGAAGACAUCGUCAGAAACUAGAUGAUCAGACCAAGCCUGGGAGCUUGUCCUUUUCCGAGCGGCUCAGUGAACUGGAGCAGCUGCGGCGAACGGCCAUGAGGGUCAGCCCACACCACCCAGCCCCCACACCCAACCCUCGGGCCUCCUUGAACCACUCCACUGCCUUUAACCCUCAGCCUCAGAGUCAGAUGCAGGGCUCUAGCUUCAUCCACCUCGCGAGAACUGAUCAGAUUCGUUCUAAGCCAGUUACGUCAAAGAAAAGAAAGAAGUCGAUCAGUAUGAGAGGAACUGGGGCGAGGACUGUCAGGAGAAGAGUAAGGAUAAGAAGAUACGAGGCAGAUCCAGCCGUCCCCACCGUGGUCCUACGAUCAGUCCUACCAGUACCUGGGAUCCAUCGCCUCUCCCUCCGUCCACCCAGCCACACCUAUCUCGCCUGGGCGGGCCAGCGGCAUGACGACCCUCUCAGCCGAGCUUUCCAGUCGACUUUCAACUGCGCCCGACCUGACGGCCUUUGGCGACCCGCGCCAGUUCCCUGCGCUGCCCUCCAUCUCCGACCCCCGCAUGCACUACCCUGGCGCCUUCACCUACUCCCCAACGCCCGUCACGUCAGGCAUCGGCAUCGGCAUGUCAGCCAUGAGCUCGGCCACGCGCUACCACACGUACCUGCCACCGCCCUACCCCGGCUCGUCGCAGGCACAGGGCGGCCCGUUCCAGGCCAGCUCGCCAUCCUACCACCUGUAUUACGGCGCGUCGGCAGGCUCCUACCAGUUCUCCAUGGUGAGCGGCGAGCGCUCGCCACCACGCAUCCUGCCGCCCUGCACCAACGCGUCCACCGGCUCGGCGCUGCUCAACCCUAGCCUCCCGAACCAGAGCGACGUGGUGGAGGCUGAGGGCAGCCACAGCAACUCCCCCACCAACAUGGCGCCCGCCGCGCGCCUCGAGGAGGCCGUGUGGCGGCCCUACUGAGUGAGGCUGCGCACGCGCGCUCCGUGCGGCCGGACGUCUUCCAGUAAGCGCCCGUCGUGGGCCCAGCAUCGCGUGGUGGAGAAGCCCGCGCGGGCCCCGCGGGGGAUGCUCGCCACCUGCCAAUUGCCACCUGCCAACUGCCUGCGGUCGCCAUCUCUCGCUUCUGAAGUCCGCGCAGUUCGCCGCCGCUGUGGGCCCGUCUCAGAUUUUUUUCUUCUAACCUGACGCAACUUGAGGGUGUCCGGUUCACCGCCCUGUGGGCACUUCGUUAAGGCAAACAGGAAGAUUCCCGGAGGGAAACUGUGAAUGCUUCUGAUUUAGCAAUGCUGUGAAUAAAAGAAAGAUUUUAUAACCUUGACUUCACUUUUUAACCAAGUUGUUUAUUCCAAAGAGUAUGGAACUUGGGGUUUUCUUUGUGGGGGGAGGGCGGGGCAGGCAGAGAUGCAACUCAUUCUGUUUGGCAUCUGAUUCACAUUUUUAAUUUUCUUUUCCAGCACCUUAUAAAUUGCAAAAUGUGUAUUUGCAUUUGGGGUGGUUUUUUUAUUUUUAUAUAUAUAUAUAUAUAUUUGAGCUUUGCUUCUUUCUUGCUUUGACAAAUGAAAGAAAUAUGAUUCCUUUUUCUGUAAGUUUUAUUUAACUUUUCUUUUGGACUUUUGGUGUAGUUGUUUUUUUGAGAAACAGCUGCAGCUUUGGGUCAUUUUCAACUACUGUAUUCCCACAAGGAAUCCCUAGAUAUUUAUGUAUCUUGAUGUUUAGACACUUACUUAAUGUGUUGAUACUUUUUUAUUAUUUAAAUGUGCUUAUAUUAAGAAAAAUAUCAAGUACUACAUUUUUUGUUUUUGAUAGUAGCCAGAAUUAAUUGUAUCACAUUGAAGAAGGUUGGAAAAAAAAAAAAGGAUGGGUAAUGUGAUCACUUGGUUAUCUAAAUAUUGUUUACAUUAAACUCCCUUUAAUGUUAAUCAAACGAGUCGGUAGCUAAUGCAGCCAUGUUUUUAUUAGGCUUUUUAGAUACUGAGGGUCACUCCAAAGAUCUGAAGUAUGGAAUUUUCUGCUAAGCUCAACAAAGGGUCUCAUACCUGACUCCCUCCCUUCAAAUCUGGUUCCAGAGGGUUGGGGUAGAUGCCAAUGAUUGCACCUCUGGAGAGGAUUUAUUUUCUGCCUAGGGGGUUUGCUCACUCCAUGGCCUCUUAAUAAUGUUAGACAUGCUUUGUAACAGAAUGAGUCCAAAGUAAGCUGUGUGGAGGAAUGGUAUCCACAUGGAAACCAAAUGAAUGAAUUUAGGGGUUCCUUAAAUGCUCCAUUCUGGGGUAGGAAGGAGUCAUCUGAACCCAGAGUUCAGAUGUUUGUUUAGCUCCAAGGAGAUAUUCCUCUUUGAUACUAUACCUGUUGGUUGAUGCAGAAGAAAGCCUGUGGCUGUCCCCCAAGGCUGGGAGUGGAAGGGACCAGAUGCCUUUGACAGCCGAGGUGUCCAGGUCAGUUUUCAUAGGGUGGGCCCAGAAGCAGGCCCGAACAAGCCCAGUUCCCUCCACCUGCCUCAGUGAAGUCAUGUGGGGAGGGUGCCAUCCCACCUGUGCAGGACCCAUCCCAUGCUGCUUCCCCACCUAGCUUUGUGUUGCUCUCACCAGGCCGAGACCCUACCCUGUAGGGUGUGUGCACUUUGGCGGUGCAUCAGCGUGACAGGAAAAGAUUCAUGUCACUGCCCAUGGCUACAAUUCAAACAUAUCCAAUGUCACUGUAAAUUUUAUGGCACUAUUUUUAUUGGAGGAUUUGGUCACAAGGCAGUUGUUGUACAACUCAUAAAUACUAACUGCUGAUUUUAACAUAUGUGUGCUCAAAAUGAUCUGGUGGUUAUUUAAUGUACCUCUUAAAUUAGUUGAAAUGAUUUCAGGUCAACUCUGAAGAGUUAUUUGAAAGCAGGACUUCAGAACAGUGUUUGAUUUUUUAUUUUAUAAAUUUAAGGAUUCAAAUUAGAAAGAUCUUUGGCUGCAGGCAGCAAAACAGCUGGUCUUAUUUAAAACAACUUGUUUUUGAGUUUUCUUUUAUAUAUAUAUAUAUGUAUUGAUUAUUUGUUUUACACAGAUGCAGUAGCACUUUGGUAAGAAUUAAAGAGUAAAGCAGUUUGUGUUAUCAGAUCGUUCUUAUCUAGAAAAGAGCUAAAGCAGAUCUUAGAGAAACUCAGAAUAUUCUAUUUAUUUUCAUUUUAGACAUAAUUCUCCCUCCAUAAAUCAUUUUCAUGUUUUAUUCUGUGUACCUUUUUUUUGCAGCAAAAUUACUCUUAAAUGUCAGUAGAUUUCAAUUAUUUUUAUAUCUGAAAAGGACCAUUAGCCCAUUCACUCCAAACUGAACUUGUGUUCUUUUCAGCACAUUGCCUUAUCUGACCUGACAAAAUGUUGAUUAAAAAAUGAAGGAAAAGUAUAUUUUUCAGUUUAGUUCUGGUACCUGAAGAUAUUCCAACUCAAAAUCAAUGUAAUGCCCUACAAGGGAAAUCAUAUAAAUCUCUCACAUUGAAUCUUCACUUUCAAAGCCAUGUGUGAGGAGAGCUUGUCACUUUGUUGUAGACCCACGGGUUUGGCUAUUCAGAGAUUCACAGACCAUUACCGGCAUAUAUAGUACUUAAUCUCUCCAGAAAGAAAAACUUAAACUUUAGUUGUUUUAGAGAUAAGCCUCAUACUUAAAGCAUUCCCCCCAUCCCCGCCCCCUGAGGAAUUCCAUUCUACUGCCUUCAGGUAAAUUAAGGUGGUCCUUUCAUCAAGUAGACCCUUAAGCCAAUAAAGUAAUAACGAUGUAUCUGGGAGCAUUGGUCCAGAAGAAGAAAGAUUAAAUAAGCCAUCUCUACUGCUUGUAAAUGCCCUUAUUUAUAAGUUCAACAUUGACACAUAUUUCUGUUCUUUUUGUUUUUCUAACUCUCUAAAAAUACUUACAUUUUUCCUCCUCUCUGCCCCCACUAAACAUCUCCGUCUUUCUCCUUGUACCUCCUCUGUUCUCCAACUUUAUAUAGGGAAACAGCACGCACACCCAUCCUGAGACCAAACAGGACUGGAGGAGCUGCACUUUCCCUCCCUUUACAUAAAAGAGCAUAGUGAGUCAGCCUUUCUCCUGCGUAUGGGUUUCUUCCAGCAGAACAGAGACCUUGCCAACAUUUUGGAUCUACUUGCUGUCCGAGUGCAGCAAUAGAAGCCUUCCUGGGCAAAUUACAAUCAGUGAGUUAAGGGACAGACUUUCUGCUGCCUAGGGUUUCUGUGCAGAUAAACAGAGAUGCUCUGAUUAGAAAGGAAAUGAAUGGUUUCACUCAAAUGUCCUGCAAUUUAGGAUUGCCAAUUUCUCUCUUGAAAUACCUGUUUCCUUGGGACAUUCCGUCCUGGUAAUUUUUGUUUUUUGAUGUUUUUUGUUUUCUGGGGGAUGACAUGUUUGGAGUCUUUUAUACAUGAAAACUCGGUUUAACAAUGAUAUCAGAAAAUAUUUUUCACGUUUGAACAAAAUGCUUUUUUGUUUACCUGCAGUAUACAAUCUUUUGGGAUUUUUUGUGUGUGUGUGUCUAUUUCUUUCUUUGGGGUUUUCCCCUCCCUUUAGCCAGAUCAGUAUUGACGCUGAUCAUUUGGCUUUUUUUUUUUUUCCCUUCCAGAAGAGUUGCAUCAACAAAGUUAAUUGUAUUUAUGUAUGUAAAUAGAUUUUAAGCUUUCAUUAUAAAAUAUUGUUAAUACCUGUAAUAAUUUUUUUCCAAUUUUGUGUGUGUGUUUCUAAGAACAUUUUCUUAUGUUUGCUAAAUACUGUAGACAAAAAAAAAAAAAUGCUUCUUUCUUUUAGACUUAAAAACGAGCUACUUUUUAUUCACUUUUGUAAAGAGCUAAUAGCAUGGUUCCAAUUUUUUUUAAGAAUUUCAUUUUCUGUUAUGGGUAAAUGAAUGUGCAAAAAAAAAAAAAACUUGGUUAUUUGUGAUAUUCUGGAUGUAUAAAAAUCAAUGGAAAAAAAAUAAACUUCCAAAUUGAAAUGACA
Messenger RNA from Bubalus bubalis (water buffalo), 7104 nucleotides. RefSeq names its product RUNX family transcription factor 1 (gene RUNX1). Bases 1617 to 3002 code for a protein of 461 amino acids. The record is from RefSeq and is a predicted model, not a curated record. Gene Ontology annotation, biological process: regulation of cell differentiation; regulation of transcription by RNA polymerase II; hemopoiesis. Gene Ontology annotation, molecular function: RNA polymerase II cis-regulatory region sequence-specific DNA binding; DNA-binding transcription factor activity, RNA polymerase II-specific; ATP binding. Gene Ontology annotation, cellular component: nucleus. Lineage: Eukaryota; Metazoa; Chordata; Mammalia; Artiodactyla; Bovidae. The transcript is spliced from 7 exons.